Athene cunicularia (burrowing owl) is the source of this 1019-nucleotide messenger RNA. RefSeq names its product protein disulfide isomerase family A member 2 (gene PDIA2). The transcript has 8 exons. The coding region runs from base 103 to 984 and encodes 293 amino acids. NCBI's taxonomy places the organism in Eukaryota, Metazoa, Chordata, Aves, Strigiformes, Strigidae. Gene Ontology annotation, biological process: response to endoplasmic reticulum stress; protein folding. Gene Ontology annotation, cellular component: endoplasmic reticulum. The record is from RefSeq and is a predicted model, not a curated record.
UUCGGCGUGGCCAAGGCAGCUGAGCUCUUCCAGGCGUACGGGCUGUCGGCUGACACCGUCUGCCUCUUCAAGAAGUCUGACGAGGGACGGACAGACCUCCCCAUGGACCCUGCGCGGGGGCUGGAUGCGGCCGAGCUCACCCGGCUGCUCCGUGUCCACAGCCUGGACCUGGUGAUGGAGUUCACCAACGAGACCUCCGACGAGAUCUUCAGUGCCAAGAUCCCCCAUCACAUGCUGCUCUUCCUCAACAAGUCCUCGUCGGCGCAGCUGGCGCUGCGGGACGGCUUCCAGGCAGCUGCCGGCGCCUUCCGGGGCGAGGUGCUCUUCGUGGUAGUGGAUGUGACUGGGUUUGGCGCUGACGUCCUGCCCUUCUUCGGCCUGACACCUGCUGACGCCCCCACCCUGCGCCUCGUCAAGAUGGAGAACAACCGCAAGUACCGGAUGGACCAGGACACCUUCUCGGAGGCAGCCAUAGGCACCUUCAUCCGGGCGGUGCUGGACGGCCAGGUGAAGCCCCACCUGAUGAGCGCGGAGCCCCCCGAGGACUGGGACACACGGCCCGUUAAAGUCCUGGUGGGAAAGACCUUCGAGCAGGUGGCAUUCGAUGAGACCAAGAACGUCUUCGUCAAGUUCUACGCGCCGUGGUGCUCCCACUGCCAGGCCAUGGCGGCCGCCUGGGAAGAGCUGGGCCAGCGCUACAAGGACCACGAGGACAUCGUCAUCGCUGAGCUGGACUCCACGGCCAACGAGCUGGAGAACAUCACCAUCAGUGGCUUUCCCACCCUCCACUACUUCCCCGCGGGGCCGGGCAGGAAGAUGGUUGAGUACAAGAGCGCCCGAGACGUGGAGACCUUCUCCAAGUUCCUGGAAAAUGGGGGGACGCUGCCUGAGGAGCCGCCUGCUGUGCCCGAGACCCCCAGGAACAGCACAGGCGGGGAGGAGCCGAGUCUGCUGGGGGCGGCCGAAUCCCGGGAGGAGCUGUGAGCCGUCCCGCUCGGCUCCGUGCUAUAAAUGUCCUG